Molecule: messenger RNA, 1182 nt
Organism: Menidia menidia (Atlantic silverside)
Lineage: Eukaryota; Metazoa; Chordata; Actinopteri; Atheriniformes; Atherinopsidae
Source: the annotation of a GenBank genome assembly
AUGGCGACCCGUAUUUCUUUUCACUCACAGCUGUCGUCCAUCAUGGAGACGAUGGCUAAGUCUGCCCUGGCUCAGGUCUGCAAGCUGGUGGAUGAGGACUCGUCUGAGCUGCGGUCGGAGCUCUCCCGGCUUCUGUUUGCAAACUCAGCCCUCGAAGAAAAAGUCAACAGUCUGGAUUGCAAGAUGACCAUCACAAGAUGCGACGCCCCCGAAUUGUGUAAAAGUUAUCGCUCCGUAGGGGUGCAGACUGUCUGCCGCAGAGAUGAGGAAGCUGAUGGUGUGGCUGGUCCUCCCACCAUUGACGGGAUAUUUGGAAAAGACUGGUGCAUGAAUCUGUGGAAAGACAGAGAUCCGUACGGUCUGCAGAGCUGCUCAGACUUUGCACUGUCACCAGACAUGAUGAGUUCUGUGGAGACUCUUUCUGAGCAGGUUGCUGUGGCUCAUGUCAAAGAGGAAUAUAUACAGGAUGCUGUCCCUUGCAGCCAGCAGGAAACACUCAGCACACAAGGAGAACACGGGGAAGGCAGGGCAGAGGAGCCGGAGCAGCUGUCAGCAGAUUACUCGAUUGAUGGCAGCACUUGCAGCGUGUCAUUUGAUCAGAGUGAGGAGCAGGCUGUGUCUGCAGAAGGCAUGGAAGAACCAACUGUGCAGCUAAUGUCCGUCAAUGAUACAGAAGAAGCCUUCAUCACUCAUAUAAUUCCAAUUGAAGACGAUGAUGACGAUGAUAUUCAGUUUGUUCUAGAAAGCCAGCAGGACCUAGCUGUGAAGGCCGCAGUCGGGCCCAGUCUCGCCAAGCAACUGACUUUACCCCAAGGCACCGCCUUAAACUCCGAUACUCUGGAUAAAAAUUCACAAGAUGACCUCAGUGAACCUUAUUUGAGGUUUUCCAGAGUUCUCAACACAGAUGAGGUUACUUGUCAAAUAUGUAACAGGACAUUCUUUCACAAGGGCACUCUGACACGCCACAUGAAAUCGCACAAGUCAAACUUCUGCAGCAUUUGUAAGCAGCAUUUCCAUUACAAGAACAAGUUCAAGUCUCACACGUGCGUGCCCCCAGUUCCCACUAAGAGAAUCAGCCAGUCAUGCAAGUUGUGCGGGAAGACUUUUGCCAACCGUUCGGCUCUAAGGAUUCACUAUGUUGUCCACACUGGGGAGAAGCCUUACAGGACUUUUGUGGCUUGA